CGCGUUUGCAGAGAUGGAGGUGAACCGGGACGAGGCGGAGCGCUGCAUCGACAUCGCAGCGGAGGCUCUGGCCCAGGACCAGCCCGACAGAGCGCGGCGGUUCCUGGAGAAGGCGCAGAGACUGUUCCCGACGGAGAAAGCCCGAGCUUUACAGGAGCUAAUCGAGAAGAACGGAUUCAGAACGAGGAAUAACAACCACACGCACUUCAGCUCGACGCCAGAGCCGAGACAGAGACACCAAAGUCCUCGAGAACAUCCAACGUCUCCACAGGAUCCAAAACUGGACCAGGAGAGAACAUCAGAAAGCCCCAAGUCCUACACGGCGGAGCAAGUGGAGGCGGUCCGCAGGGUGAAGCGGUGCACGGACUUCUACGAGAUCCUGGGGGUGCAGAAGGACGCCUCCGAGGACGAGCUCAAACGCUCCUACAGGAAACUGGCUCUGAAGUUCCACCCGGACAAGAACCACGCGCCCGGGGCAACCGAGGCUUUUAAAGCCAUCGGAAACGCGUACGCCGUCCUGAGUAACUCGUCCAAGCGCAGACAGUACGAUGAAUACGGCGAGGAGAGGACACACCCCCACAGGCCAGGGACCAAUCACAACACGGCGUUUGAAGCGGACAUCUCUCCUGAGGACCUGUUCAACAUGUUCUUCGGAGGAGGAUACCCCACAAGUAACGGUCAUGUGUACAGCCACACCAGGACCAGAUACCAGAGACCUCCUCCCAGAAGAGAACGACAGAGAGACGGCGGCCUCGCUCUCUUUGUUCAGGUGAUGCCGAUCCUGAUCCUGGUCAUUGUCUCUGCUCUGACUCAGCUGAUGGGCCACAGUCCAGCGUACAGCCUCAGCUACAGGCCGUCGGCCGGUUACUCCCACAAACGUUUGACGGAGAAGCUGAGGGUGCCGUACUUCGUGGGGGAGCAUUUCUCUAAAGAAUGGAGCGGAGGACACCUGAAAAACCUGGAGCGGAGUGUGGAGGAGGACUACAUCUCCAACCUGCGCAACAACUGCUGGAAAGAGAAACAGCAGAAGGAGGGCAUGUUGUACCGAGCGCGAUACUUUGGGGACUCGGACUUGUACGAGAGAGCUCAGAGGGCUCGGACACCCAGCUGUGCCAAACUGUCGGAGAUAUCGGCGUCUAUCCACUGACAACGAGCUCCGAAACAACAUCUACGACGCAUCGACAGGUUUUUGGAGAAACACGUUGAACUUCAGGCUGUAAAUACAAACGCACUGGACUCGAGGAACCUCCUGUGGACUUUAGCGCCACAUUAAACCCACUUAGGCUGAUACAGACGCGACUUUAGCUGUUCUUCCUCUUGCUACAACUU
Molecule: messenger RNA, 1329 nt
Organism: Periophthalmus magnuspinnatus
Lineage: Eukaryota; Metazoa; Chordata; Actinopteri; Gobiiformes; Gobiidae
Gene: dnajb12b
Product: DnaJ heat shock protein family (Hsp40) member B12b
Exons: 9
Coding region: 14-1147 (377 amino acids)
Biological process (GO): cellular response to misfolded protein
Cellular component (GO): endoplasmic reticulum membrane
Molecular function (GO): Hsp70 protein binding
Source: RefSeq, a predicted model, not a curated record